Melanotaenia boesemani (Boeseman's rainbowfish) is the source of this 1172-nucleotide messenger RNA. Its product is annotated as claudin-15-like. Gene Ontology annotation, molecular function: structural molecule activity. Gene Ontology annotation, cellular component: plasma membrane; bicellular tight junction. Gene Ontology annotation, biological process: cell adhesion; bicellular tight junction assembly. The coding region runs from base 110 to 778 and encodes 222 amino acids. The transcript has 5 exons. The record is from RefSeq and is a predicted model, not a curated record. Lineage: Eukaryota; Metazoa; Chordata; Actinopteri; Atheriniformes; Melanotaeniidae.
CACACUCACAUGCUCAAGAGUUGGUCUGACCAUAACUAAUUUUACCAAUUUGUAAAAGAAACUUGAACCAGGAUAUACUUUUGGUUAACUGCCACACCGAGGAAGGGUCAUGGAUCCGAUUGUGGAAGUAGUGGCAUUGUUUCUGGGGUUCGUCGGAUGGGUGAUGGUGGGGGUCACGCUUCCAAACCGUUACUGGAAGGUCUCCACUAUAGAUGGGACUGUCAUCACAACCUCUACUAUUUAUGAAAACUUGUGGAUGUCCUGUGCCACAGACUCAACUGGGGUGCAUAACUGCAGGGAGUUUCCUUCGCUGCUUGCUUUGAAUGGUUACAUCCAGGCUUCUCGUGCUUUGAUGAUCAUCUCGAUAGUGUUGGGCACCUUUGGACUGGUGGCGGCUCUGAUAGGAGUUCAGUGUUCCAAAGCAGGAGGAGAAAACUAUGUUCUCAAAGGGAGGAUUGCAGGCACUGCCGGGGUCCUCUUUAUACUUCAAGGUGUGUGCACUAUGGUGUCAGUGUCCUGGUAUGCCUUCAAUAUUACUCAGGACUUCUUUGACCCUUUCUAUCCUGGGAUAAGGUAUGAAAUAGGAGAGGGGCUCUACAUCGGAUGGUGCUCUGCGAUCCUUGCCAUUGCCGGAGGGGCCUGCCUCACGUGCUCCUGCAAGAUGGCCACGCAGGAAAAAUACCCUUUGCCUUACCAAGCCAGGGGAACAGUAUACUCUGGCGCUGCACAGAGCAGAAGCGCGGCUGCCAGCACUUAUGGAAGAAAUGCUUAUGUUUGAGCAGGAUAUAGGAACCAGAAAGUUACACUUUGCAUGGACCUUUUUGUCCAUGAUAACUGAUAAUAUAUAUGAGAUGUUUUCUGAAGCACGUAAAUUAGCACCGCUGCACUGUAUAUAACUGCAACAUCAAGAGUGUAUUCUGCAAAAAAAAAAAAAAAACCUGCAUUGAGGUGUCAGCACUGAUGCUGUAAAUAUUGUACAAAGCUACACUGCUCAGCAACAUUCCUGUGCACAACCAGGCUGAAUGCUUUUAAUGAAUCUUGUUUAUCCACUGUUAAAAUUCAUUUAUAGUCAUUCACUCAAUUUCAGAUAUAUUCAUUCACAAACUAUCUGCGUAAACAUGGCCAGAGAUUUGUGAGGUCAAACUGGGAUGAAUCACAUAUUAUUUGUGUCU